UUAUUUAGGUUUCUCAAUCUAGUAGGUUGCCCAACCCACCCAAAAAAAAAAAACAACAAAAUUAUUGCUUUGGUAUCUCAAAAUUCUCAAGAGAAUCGGAAAAAAUGUUUAUUGCAUGCCCUCAAGAAGAACCGGCCAAGGACUUGGGCAAACUUCUCAAAAAACAUCGCCUCAUACCAAAUGUGCUAAAAUGUGAACCGCAAACACUUAUUAAAAUACUCUAUUCUUGCGAUGUGAAAGUGCAACCAAGUGAUUAUCUGAGUCCCGAUGUGGUACGUUUAGCACCCAUUAUCAGAUGGAUGUCAGAUCCACAUAAAUACUAUACUUUGGCCAUGAUUGAGCCAGAUGGGAGACGUGAUAACCAUGAUUACUUGCAUUGGCUAGUGGGCAAUAUACCAGGUUGUGAUGUGGUACAUGGCGACAUUUUGGCCGCCUAUAUAGGAGCACAACCUUCGGUUGAUACGGGCAGACAUCGUUAUCUAUUUGUGGCCUAUAAACAAUAUUGUGAAUUGGAUUUCGAAGAGCCACCCAUGACAGUGGAACAGAAUGAAGGACGUUUUAAUUUCAAUAUCAAUCGUUUUGCUAAAAAAUAUGCUCUAGGCAAUCCCGUGGCAGCAAAUUUCUUUCUAUCCGAAUUUGAAUAUGAUGAUUUUGAUCUAUAGAAAUUAAAGAAAAUAGACAUGAAAAUAAUUAGAUUAA
This is a messenger RNA of Drosophila willistoni, 699 nucleotides long. RefSeq names its product protein D2. Bases 105 to 662 code for a protein of 185 amino acids. The transcript has a single exon. The record is from RefSeq and is a predicted model, not a curated record. Lineage: Eukaryota; Metazoa; Arthropoda; Insecta; Diptera; Drosophilidae.